AUGCUGGCUUCUCCAUAUAGGGCCAUUUGGACUACCUCUAGACGGACCAUACCCCGGGCUGGUGCGACUGACGUCUCAUGGUUAUGGAAGGUGGUAGCAGCCUGCUUUGCAGCCUUGAACCUAGUCGGGUAUAUGAUAUUGGCUGUAGUGGUCGGUUCCCCACCCCAUGAGUUGCGAAUCAAUGCUACAGUCUCUAUUGUUACUGCAUUUGUGUUUGUUGGCAUGUCUUACGGUGUAUCAGGCCUGAUUGCCUUCGCCCAGCGCCACCAAAAGCGGUUCCUCCUCCACUCAAUAUUUAUCCCAUACUCGACGGUGAAUCUGCUCGCGCUCCUAAAUAUCCUGUUCCAUAUCCACGGAAGAAGUCUGCAAAUGAACACCCUGCGGAUCAUAAAUAUAUGCAUACCGACUGCUUUCUCGGUUUGCUACGCCCUCGCGGGGAUUUUGAUAUAUCGAGAAGGUGGACAUCAGCGAGCGGAGGAAGGCACGCCGCUACUCACCGACGAAGAGAUGCAACGUCGCCAGUUGCUUCGUUUGUUGGGUGAACGUAGUAGCGCGCCAUCGCCUGAUCUUGUGCGAAACACUUAUCGUUUCGAUUUACCUGAAGAUGAGGGAGCGCAGAAGGACUGGAGUCAUUUGACUGCUUGA
Molecule: messenger RNA, 645 nt
Organism: Penicillium verrucosum
Lineage: Eukaryota; Fungi; Ascomycota; Eurotiomycetes; Eurotiales; Aspergillaceae
Exons: 3
Coding region: 1-645 (214 amino acids)
Source: RefSeq, a predicted model, not a curated record